Molecule: messenger RNA, 2955 nt
Organism: Fimicolochytrium jonesii
Lineage: Eukaryota; Fungi; Chytridiomycota; Chytridiomycetes; Spizellomycetales; Powellomycetaceae
Exons: 18
Coding region: 1-2955 (984 amino acids)
Source: RefSeq, a predicted model, not a curated record
AUGGGGCUUCUAUCUGGAGUUCGUCCGGGGCGCGAGGAGACCUCGAUGAGAGAAGUGGCAUACAAUUAUCGGUCAUUCAUUAUGGCGGGCGUAUCAGCGCACCUCCUCUACGUCAACUACAAAGGAGUUUGGCGAACGACUAGAAGGGACAAAGCGUACCUAAAUCGGCAGCGAAAACCAGGAUCUAAAGCGAUCCCGACCAUUCGGCACCGCAAAUCCUGUGCUAGCGGCUACCCCGAGCAGCGACAUUCCAUUCUCUCUGCCGUGCGCCGCAAAGGCUAUAUCGUGUUUGCUGUUCACGCGCUGGCAACCUCAGCCCAUCCUACACUUACAAGUGUGGAGGAGGAUGACGAAGAACUGUGGUUACGCGCUACUUUGACUGCGACGACAACGUCGCGUCGGAAGCAGAACGACGACGAGGACGAUCCCAUCCCAAUCCCGAGCAUCAUUGGUGGGCUUCUCUCGUGCGGUAGUACUGGUCUCUCCACGCCGACCACCACCACAACCAACCCUCCAGCCACCAACGCUGCGUCGACUCCAGCCACCGCUACCACUAGCACGGUGAUCUCGACGUGCACCAGCGCUGCAUCGCCCACCAUCAGCCUCGACCGCACCAGUGGAAGGCUUUGCAUGGAGGAUGUGUGGGGUCUUUUAGCGGACGCUAUGAUGCAAGGAGACCAGAACGCGUGGAUCUUUCCGGGGUUCGAUGGGAAUCCAUCCGAGGAGUCUCUGGCAAAUUUGCGGGGCAAACGUCAUUUGCUAGUGGCACACAAUCAGUCUGGUCGAGAUAGAUCUCCAAGGAGGACUAGCAGACAUGAGUUGAGUAUGAUGGCAGCCAUAUCUCGCGUGACUGGAGCCUUCUGUAUUAUUUUACGGCGCAAGCUGGUGUCCGUACACACAAAGCCAAAAUCGAAUGCAGCAUCAAUUGCGAUAGGGAUUCUUUGCGAAGUCGACAAUGUGGAUGCGUACCCGACCAUCCUGCUUUUCGUUGAUGACAAACGGGUGGAGUUGAUGUCGUGGGAAGGCCUGUCGACCACUACCUCGAGAGGACACCAUCAUGGACAUCCUUGCGACCAUUGCGUCGAGACGAGAUUGACGGUGGACGAGGUCAAGAAGACCGUCGAAGAGACUUUCAACCUGAAGACUGGGGAUCCGGGCUUCAAGCUCGUGACCUCCCGCCUCAUCAACCAUAUCGAUGAGGCCGAUGUGGAUGGCGUUCGGUCCGAUCUCUGGUCACCACACAACCCCAGAUCACAUUCGGCAAAAGGAAAAACGCAUUUCAAAGAACCCACUCUCACCAUACACCCACAACAUAGCCGGGUGCAACUCUGCAAAGCCCACAACCUGAAACCCGCCAUUCCUCGUGCAACCGACUGGAAGAAAUGGACGAAGCGGGUCCAAAUCACCAAAACGCGCAAGCCGUGGACCACUCCGGGAGCUACUGUCCGAGGAUCCCCGCUACUCUGGAGUCCCAGCUACAGCGAACCAGUCCAAACUACUCACCGACAUGCCUCGCUCAUCCUCACCCACUCCCGCGCGCUUUCGGUGGCGUGGGAAAGACCGUCCCGCGCGCUUUCGGUGGCGGGGAAAGACCGUCCCGCGCGCUUUCGGUGGCGUGGAAAAACCGUCGACGAGGUGACCGCCCUAACCAUCGCAGAAUCCGCCACGCCCCGCACGACCCGCGUAAUUGUCCUCACCGAUGACGAUUUCUCGCUCGCGCACAUCAACGAUCACGUAGCGAUACGAAACUCCCUUGGGUUGGGGCCCGCAACGGAUGCCUCUGAGGGCAGAAGGUGGUGUUCCGUUGUGACUCCGACCUACGAGUUCAUGGCGCGAUUUACCAUGACUAUCACCGAGAACGAGGAAGACGAGGACGAGGAAGACGCGGACGAUGACGUGGGCGAUAGUGAUGGUACUACGAGGGGGAUCUUUUCUCGUUGGCUGCCAAGUAGGCGGAAAUUGAGGGAGGUCUGGAACGCGUCAAUUAGGAAAGCGCGGGACGUUAACCUGUUUCUCCCACGUUCGAACCUUUAUAAGGCUGCCACAUCCGUUCGAAGCGCCGCACAAACCCUUCUCUUGACGCGCAAUCGCAACCACAUUAUACGUACUCUUCUGCUCUCUUUCUCUCAACCGAACAACGGCAGCAUUCCGACUGGUUUCCCAGGUCUCUACCUUGUGAAACUCUUUAGAUUUCGAUAUGUAUCGCAACCUAUCGCAACCUCGACCCCCCGCUUUGUGCGGCGGACGGCAUCGGAGACUGUCGAGACGCUCUCUAAUUGGGGCACGGACGAAUGCCGCUGGCAGGAGAAGGUGGUGUUCCCCUGUGACUCCGCCCGACCCAUGGUAUUUUUCGUGGCGGGAGACAGCGAAAACGACUUCAUGGUGCAAUUUAUCAUGACCGAGGGUGUUCCGCUCCAAAACGACUUCAAGGCGCGCUUCACACUGACCAUCACCGAACACGAGGAAGAUGAGGACGACGACUGGGCAAAAUUCGGUGGAGGUGGCUUCUCCGACGAGGUCGGCAAGAAGAGGGAUCUUUUCUCGUUGGCUCUGCCAAGUGGGCAAAAUUCGGUGGGGGCUCUGUUUUCGUUGGCAGCCAGGUGGGCAAGAUUUGGUGGAGGUGGCUCCUCUGAGGUCGAGGGCGGCGAGAAGAAGGACCGACUCGUCGAUUGGCUGAACGCUACGCGCGCCGCUGUCGAGGAUGAUGGGGGUGAUGAGGAUGAUGGGGAUGAUGAGGAGGAGGACGACGAAAUUGCGAGGGUGCUUGAUUUUGGACCGCCCGCAAACGCGGGCACCGCCCCGAUCUUCUGGCGUGCUGCCACGAUCGCCGCCGCCGCCGCCCCCAUCAUCGGCACCGCGUUCGCCCCCACCAUCGCCGCCGCGUUUGCCCCCACGCCCGAUCGCCCUCCCUCAUCCACAAUGCCCUCUCCCCCACGCAAUAAACAGCGAUGCUGA